CGCGCACCGCGCCGCGGCCGUCGCCGACCUCGCGCGCGGGGGCGGCCCGGGGGCGGGCGAGAACGGCGCCCGGGGCCCCGAGCACGACGAGGGCGCCGAGGAGGCCGAGCACGACGAGGGCGCCGAGGAGGCGGAGGCCAAGGGCUCCGCCGAGGGCGGGUGGCGCGCGCUGCUCGUCGCGCGGGAGCGCGGCCGUGCCGCCCAGGACGGUCACGCGAGCUGCAAUCUGGACGACACGGGUCAGGAUUGCCAAAAGAGGGUAAGAGAGGCCGAGGCAGCCGCCCAAGCAGCUCGGGCGGAUGCGGACAAAGCCAAGGCUGAAGCGCAGGAAGCCCAGGCUGCUGAGAAGAAAGCCCGGGCUGCUGAGAAGGACGCCCGUGAGUCUGAGGAACAGGCCAGAAGCGACCAGUGGAAGGCAGAAGGGGAGACGGUAUCGGCAAACAAAGCUUACAAGGAGGCUGAUAGGGACAGGCAGAAGGCAGAGGAGGCCAAGAAGCAGGCUAGAGACGCUGAGAGGAAGGCUGAGGAGGGUAAGGACAGGGCACAGAGGGCCGAGGAACAGGCUCGACGUGCUGUGGCAAUCACGAAGAGCCAGACGGAAGAGGCCGACUCGGACAGGAAAUGCUCGCUCUUGUUGACGAAGAAGGUUGACAUGGAGGUCAUCGUCGACAACUCGCAUGCCAUGAUCCCCCCUGGCGUUGCCAUGUUCCACGGCCAAGCUGACGAGGUAGCCAGCGAGGCUGAGGUCCACAGGUGCCCGAACCGGGGCGCCUGCGUGGCCAACGGGUACUUGUAUGUGUCGCUGCAGCUGGGCUGUCUGCUUCCUCCCGGGCAGGUCGUGAUGCGAUCUCCCGUCGAUCCGGACGUGGCCAUCGCGCAGUGCAAUGCCGGCUACGACAGCGAUCGCGCGGGCUGCGCGACGUGCGCCUCGGACCACGGCAGGUCGAAUUCGGACCCCUUCGAGUGCUCUGCUUGCGGCGACCAGAAGGUCCAGUUGGCCGUUUGGAUGAGUCAGCCCAUCGUGUUGUACGCCAUAUCGUUGUCCGGCGCGGAGAAGGCCCGUUUCGCGGUGAACGUCGGCGCGGCCUAUUCCAACGACGUUCUCAAGAUCUUGAUGGCUUUCAGUUCAGGCAUGGUCUUCUUGGCAAGCAGCAUUGAAUCGACGGACGCGUUCCGCGCUCUCACCGGCACCAUGAAAUCGGGGGCGAGCAGGGCGCUCAGCACGGCCUCCAUCACAUCCGGGGACUCCUCUGGGAGUUCCCCGGCGCACUCGUCAAGCUUGGACUGCUUGCUGUUCAAUGGCCAGAAGCCGGCCUCCAUCACGCAGAAGUUCGUGGCUCUCGUAUUGCAGGCCGCUAUCAUCUUGAGCCUGGCCCUCAUCUUCGUAGCGAUCAAGGAGCGUUCAACACGAUCCCAGGCCUUCAGAUCCCGGGCCCUCGCGGCCUUCCUGGUCGCCGGGAACCAGUUCUUGCCCGGGUUCGUUGGCAUCUGCUUCCAAGCGGUCCCCUGCUUUCACACCCAGGCAGGAGGUAAGUCAUACAUGUCCUACAACACCGCCGCAGAGUGCACUACCUCCAACCGCGUUCAGGCCGUGGCGUUCGCCAUCCCCGCCCUACUCGCCACCGUGGCCGCGGGGCCCGUCGCCUGGGUCUGGAUCCUGCGCCUCGACGCGGCGAGGCGCCGCUGUGGCGCGGCCGCGGGUGGUAGCGAGGACAAGAGGCACAGUUGCGAUGACGAGGACAAGGAUGACGACCGAUGACAAUAAUGAGGUGGGCAGGGACAAGGACAAGGAUGACGAGCACCAGGGUGGCGAGGACAAGGAGAAGGGUGCCAGUGAUGUCAGGGCCGACGUUGACAAGGGCUCGGAUGACGAUGACGAUGGCGAGGACCAGGACAAGCCCAAGGAUGAGGAUAAUAAUGAAGUUGGCGAGCAGGACAACUCACUGAGAUUCCUCACUGGGUCCUACCAGGAGCGCUACAAUUAUUUAACCGCUUCGCUCAAUCCGCUGGCCUAUAUUGUGCCAUCGUUGGCGUUUGCGUGCGCGUUCGUGGGCCAUGCGGCGCUGCUGGUCGGCGCUGCUGCGCUUGUGCGUGUCAGCCCUCAUGGAUGUUUCUUGGUGUUGCUUUGCCGGGAUAGUUCGGUCUCUGUGGUUUUGCUAAAAGCGUGACGUUCCCACACCAGAAACCAAGGGACGCCCUGAGGUCUCGGGGUUGGGUUUCUUGCAAAAGGUUUCUUGUUGGCCUCCACUGCAGAGCACUGCCUCCGACUGGCCGACUCGCCGAUUCCCAGACUCCCCGACUUCCCGACUGGCCGACUUCCCGACUCCCCGACUCUCCGCCUCCCGAAUGGCCGACUUCCCGACUUCCCGACUGACCGACUCUCCGAUUCCCCGAUUCCCCGACUCUCCGACUUCCCGAUUUGGCCGACUCCCCGGCUUCCCGAUUGACCGACUCUCCGACUCCCCGACUAUCCGACUCUCCGACUCCCCGACUCCCCGACUCCCCGACUUCCCGACUGACCGACUCUCCGACACCCCGACUCCCCGACCCCCCGACUCCCCGACUUCCCGACUCUCCGACUUCCCGACUGACCGACUCUCCGACUCUCCGACUCCCCGACUCCCCGACUCUCCGACUCCCCGACUGGCCGGCUCCCCGACUCCCCGACUGACCGACUCUCCGACGCCCCGUCUCCCCGACUCUCCGACUCCCCGAUUGGCCGACUCCCCGACUGACCGACUCUCCGACUCCAGGACUCCCCGACUCCCCGAUUCCCCGACUCCCCGACUGACCGACUCUCCGACUCCGACUCCCCGACUCUCCGACUCCCCGACUGGCCGACUCCCCGAUUCCCCGACUGACCGACUCUCCGACUGUGACUCUCCGACUCCCCGACCUUCCGACUCCCCUGACUCCCCGACUCACCGACUCACCGACUCACCGACUCUCCGACUCUCCGACUCCCCGCCUCCCUGACUCCCAGACUCCCCGACUCCCGACUCCCCGACUUCCCGACUGACCGAUUCUCCGAGUCCCCGACUCCCCGGCUCCCCGACUUCCCGACUCCCCGACUUCCCGACUGACCGACU
This is a messenger RNA of Prorocentrum cordatum, 3089 nucleotides long. NCBI's taxonomy places the organism in Eukaryota, Dinophyceae, Prorocentrales, Prorocentraceae. The record is from the annotation of a GenBank genome assembly.